Paramecium octaurelia is the source of this 799-nucleotide messenger RNA. Lineage: Eukaryota; Ciliophora; Oligohymenophorea; Peniculida; Parameciidae. The record is from the annotation of a GenBank genome assembly.
GAGAAUGUUACCAUCUGACUUAAUAGCCCCUUAACGUAAGGCUUGGACCAUUGAAGAAGAUCAUCAAUUGUAAGAAUUGCGAUAAAGCAUGGGAUUGGACUGGAUUGAAGUCGCUCGCCGAAUUGGAGGGAGAAAUCCAUCACAAUGUGCUCAGAGAUGGAAGCGAAUCAAAGGCUAUAAGCUGAGAAGAUAAUGGACUUCAGAAGAAGAUGAUAAACUAAAGAGUUUAGUCAAAGAAUAUGGCUAUCAUUGGAGUAGAAUCGCCAAAUUAAUGCCAAAUAGAUCAGGUAAAUAAAUUAGAGAGCACUAUUUGAACCAAUUGCACCCAGAUUUGAAUAAUGAGCCUUGGAGCUUAGAAGAGGAUGAAUAAUUAAUAGAAAUAUAUAAAAAAAUUGGUGGGAAAUGGAGUGCCAUAUAGAAACAAUUGAAUGGGAGAUCGGAAAAUAGCAUAAAGAAUCGAUUUUAUUCUUAUCUUAGAUCGAAAUAUUAUGGAGUUAAGAACCCGUAUUACAUUGUUCCAGAAUAAGUAAAAAUAACAAAGACUGAUUAAAAACAAAAUAAAAUAGAUGAAAUUCAUUCUCAAGAUUACUCAGUUUAAAUUUAUUGGAAUAAUACUUAAUAAUACAUGCUACCAAUGAGUACGAACAGUUAUCCUUAAAUGAGUCCAGUGAAUAACUUUCCCUCCUUUUAAAUAUUUUAUCCGAUUUUAACUUGCCCUCCUCCCCCUUAUUUAUUGCCAUGUACGUCAAAUGUUAUCCAACCAUGUUGAACAGAUAUGAAUCUGUAUGUUUUUAUCGAG